Messenger RNA from Teleopsis dalmanni, 856 nucleotides. RefSeq names its product gastrula zinc finger protein XlCGF67.1. The coding region runs from base 59 to 781 and encodes 240 amino acids. Lineage: Eukaryota; Metazoa; Arthropoda; Insecta; Diptera; Diopsidae. The transcript has a single exon. The record is from RefSeq and is a predicted model, not a curated record.
AGGUAAAAAUUUCAAACGCUAUUCCAAUCUGACGCAGCAUCGUAAACGUCAUGGCAGAAUGACAAUGAGGAAAAAAGAAUAUGUGUGCCAUUGUGGUGAAGUGUUAGCAUCGAAAGCACGCUUCCUGUGGCACAAGGAAACACAUGAUGCCAAACCAAAAUGUUGUCCUUAUUGUUGUGAUCGCUUUGUGCAUGCAAACUCACUACGCAGGCAUAUACGUUUAGCGCAUUCCGAUAAAUUUGAUUAUGCCGAGCCAAUGGAGUGUCCCAUGUGCAAACAAAUUUUCGCUAAAUCAUCAAUUAAAGCACAUAUGGCAUCGCAUACCAUGGAUGUGCAACACAGUUGCCCAAUCUGUAAUAAAUCAUUCUCAACGAAAUGGAAUCUGAAGAUACAUUCAUGGGUGCAUGCAAAUCGUACCGCAAAGCCAUUCAAAUGCGAACACUGUCCUAAAGCAUUCGUACGGGAAGUUGAUUUUAAAAACCAUAUGAACGCACAUAAACAGAUCAAGCCAUACACUUGCGAAUACUGUGGCUGCAAAUUUAUUAGAAAGUACAAUUAUAUGCGACAUAGGCGUGAACAUCAUGGUAAUAAAAAAUUCACCUGUGAUCUUUGCAAAAAAUCUUUCCACCGGCACUAUUACCUAAUUGAGCAUCGACGUAUACACACUGGCGAACGGCCAUUUCAAUGCACGAUCUGUGGCAAAUGCUCCACAACAAAAACGAAUCAUAAUAAACACUUGAAGAUACAUCAUUCACGCGAUCCGUUCACGGUGGAAGUAUAAAUUGUCAACCAUUCUAGUGAACAUUAAAACAAAUGUUUAAUUUAAUUUAAUUUUUUUUUUCUUAUGACGUCGAAA